AUGGAAUCAAGCGACUCCGGCAAGUGGAAAGAAGCGUGUGACUCGGAGUUCGAUUCGCUUCAGAGAAACGACACGUGGGAAAUCGUGCCUCUUCCGAAAGGUCGCAAGGCCAUCGGGUGCCGAUGGGUUUUUCGUGUAAAGGAGAAUCAAGAUGGCGAAGUUGAACGUUUCAAGGCAAGACUUGUGGCCAAAGGAUUCUCACAGAAAUUCGGAGUUGACUAUGAAGAAACUUUCGCACCGGUGGCCAAGUUCACAUCGAUUCGUGUGGUGCUCAGUAUGGCCGCUAAGUACGGCCUAAUGCUACAUCAGAUGGACGUCAAGACAGCGUUUCUUAACGGCUCCCUCAACGAAGACAUCUACAUGGACCAGCCGGACGGAUACCUGGAUGCAACACAGCCGGACUAUGUGUGCAAGCUAAAGAGAUCACUCUACGGCUUGAAGCAAUCGCCUCGCAUGUGGAACCAAACAAUCGAUGGGUUCAUGAUCAAGAUGGGAUUCAAGAAGUGCGAAUCGGACCACUGCAUCUACAUCAAGCGAGACGACCAAGACAUGAUUCUCGUGGUGCUCUACGUCGAUGAUCUCAUCCUGGCCAGCAGCAACAACGAACUCCUCAAGUCAACCAAGAUGGCGCUGAGCAAACGCUUCGAAAUGACGGAUCUCGGUGAGCUCGAUUACUUUCUCGGCAUGGAGAUCAAGAACGACCGUAAGACGGGAAUGGUGACUGUACAACAAACCAAGUUUUUCAAGUCCGUGUUAACCAAGUUCGGAAUGGAUAACAGCAAGCCAGUGAAGACGCCUCAAGAUCCCGGCCUGAAGCUAACCAAGAACAUGUGUGAACAAGAAUGCAAGCACGAAGACACCAUGUGCAACGUGCCAUAUCGAAGUGCUGUCGGAGGCAUCAUGUAUCUCAUGGUCGCCACACGUCCGGAUCUAGCUGCUGCAGUGGGAUCAUUAUCCCAGUUCUCGUCCGACCCAUGCCCGACUCACUGGCAAGCUUUGAAGCGUGUGCUGAGAUACCUGAAAGCAACGCCCAAUCAUGGUCUUGAGUUUACACGUGAAGAAGGAAGCCGUAUCUGCGGGUACACCGACGCAGACUGGGCCGGCGACAUUGAGUCAAGACGAAGUACAAGCGGCUAUGUGUUCAUGAUGAGCGGAGGAUGCAUCAGCUGGAAAAGCCAGAAACAACGGACGGUCGCGCUAUCUUCAACAGAAGCAGAAUACAUGGCGCUUUCCGAAGCAACCAAAGAAGCAGUAUGGCUCAAAGUGCUUUUGGGGGAGCUUGGUGAGAUGACAAGCGACGAAGCGAUCAAGAUGUAUGAAGACAACCAAGGAUCAAUCGCUCUCGCCAAGAACCCGGAGUUCCAUAAGAGAACAAAACACAUCGACAUACGCUACCAUUUUGUGCGUGAGAAGGUGGAAUCAGGUGAAGUCGUUUUGGAGUAUUGCCCGACUCAAGAUAUGCUGGCAGACAUGAUGACCAAGCCGAUCGCCGCUGUACAAUUUGAAAACAUUCGCGAUCGACUUGGGAUCCAAGGUGCCGCAGCUAACGAGUCGAGAGGGAGUGUUGAAAAGACAGCGGCUGUGAAGAAGACACCUCGUCAAGCUGCGUCAAGUGUUGAAGCAAGUGGAAGACCAAGCUUCGCUAUACCGGUGGGUACCGGUAUGUACCAGUAA
Messenger RNA from Peronospora matthiolae, 1674 nucleotides. The record is from the annotation of a GenBank genome assembly. NCBI's taxonomy places the organism in Eukaryota, Oomycota, Peronosporomycetes, Peronosporales, Peronosporaceae.